AUGACAGAAGAACUGAAGCACUCUGCAAAUCCAUGGAUGAAUGCGGCCGAGCAGUCCUCAAGAGUUGUUAAUUUCAAUGAAGGCAUGUCUUUGAUGUCCCAACCGAUGGUGAUCGUUGAUGGAAUUGAAGACCCUGACAUCUCACGCUCUCAAACUCCCGAUCUGGGUGCUCCUUUGGGUGGCAAAUUAGGGUUCUCUGAGCGUGCAUUUUCUGCAGCUGGUGCAGCAUUUCUGUCUGCCAUUUUGGUCAACCCGCUUGAUGUGGCUAAGACAAGAUUGCAGGCGCAAGCUGCUGGAACCCCUUACUCGCAUCCAUUAAGUAAUUUUACCAGUCGCAUGGCAUUUUUUGGACCUCAGAUGUUGUUUGCGGAUCUGAGGUGUUCUCCCUCGUGCACACGAGCUGGGGUUCAUGGGACAGUAUCAAUUUGCCCACCUGAUUGUUUCCACUACAAGGGGACGCUGGAUGUUUUCUAUAAAAUUGUUCGACAGGAAGGGUUGUCUGCACUCUGGAGAGGAACAAAUGCUAGCUUAGCUCUUGCGGUGCCCACCGUUGGUAUUUAUUUGCCUUGCUAUGACAUUUUCUGCCACCAAUUAGAGGAUUUUUCUGCAAGGAAUGCUCCAGGAUUAACACCUUAUGCGCCUUUAGUUGCUGGUUCACUGGCACGUUCUUUAGCUUGUAUAAGUUGCUACCCUAUAGAGCUUGCAAGAACGCGCAUGCAGGCAUUUAAGCAUGGCUGUGGCAAUAAAAGCCCCCCAGGAGUCUUGCGUACUUUAAUUGAUAUUAUUUCCCAGGUCAAGAGCACGACCAGCUCCAGUAACAGCUCCACAAGCUUCCGUAUUUUGUGGACAGGCCUUGGGGCCCAGCUUGCUCGUGAUGUUCCUUUCUCUGCAAUCUGCUGGGCGACCCUCGAACCGGUAAGGAGGAGGCUUCUAGGCCUGGUUGGAGAUGAAGCUAAUGCUGUCAGUGUCUUUUCGGCAAAUUUUUCUGCUGGUUUUGUUGCUGGGAGCCUUGCUGCUGCCACCACAUGCCCAUUUGAUGUUGUCAAAACACGGAGGCAAAUUGAGAAAGAUCCUGCCAGAGCGUUGAAGAUGACCACGAGGCACACUCUCCUAGAAGUUUGGAGGAGUGGAGGUAUUAAAGGCUUGUUUACUGGUGUUGGGCCCCGUGUUGGUCGAGCAGGCCCUUCUGUUGGGAUAGUCGUUUCCUUUUAUGAAGUCGUGAAGUAUGCCCUGAAUCAUCACUAUGCCAUCACUUGA
This is a messenger RNA of Striga hermonthica, 1257 nucleotides long. The record is from the annotation of a GenBank genome assembly. Lineage: Eukaryota; Viridiplantae; Streptophyta; Magnoliopsida; Lamiales; Orobanchaceae.